CUACAGAGAGAGCCAGAAUUAUAGAGAGGGAGAGAUGGCGAUGGAAUGGAGUUUGAAGAGUGGGGAAUACUUAGGAGAUAUCUCAGCUCUCUGUUUUGUUCCUCUUCCUCCUCACUUGUCUUCAUUCCCUUUUCUUCUUGCUGGCACUGGUUCGGAGAUACUACUAUACAAUGUACAAGAAGGGAAACUAUUGGGUUCUUUUCAUGUUUUUGAAGGAAUUCGUGUUCAUGGGAUUGGUUGCUCUCCUGAAUUUACUUCAAUUCAUGGUGUUGUUAAUGAAGGGUUAUCUUCAUCCCUUAUUUUUAAAAUUGUCGUGUUUGGAGAAAGGAAGGUCAAAUUGUUUCGGCUGCAAUUAGGUUUAAAUUUAGGAUGUGAUGAAUUUCAGCUGAAUGCAUGUAAAAUAGAGUUGGAACUGAUUAAUCUACUGCCCAAAUUUGGUCACUGGGUAUUGGAUGUUUGUUUCUUAAAGGAGGACAAAGUCACUUCUGAAAGUAAUGGAAGUAGUUAUCUUGCAGUAGGAAUAAGCAACAAUUCGGUUUGCCUAUGGGAUAUGUUGAAAUCUACUAUAGUUCUGGAAGUCAGCUAUCCAGAAAGAACACUUCUAUACUCAAUGCGUUUAUGGGGUGAUAGUGUCAAAGCUCUUCGUGUGGCAUCUGGUACUAUCUAUAAUGAGGUCAUUGUUUGGAAAUUGCUUCCUCAGGAUCACACCUCAUUAUAUUCGGAUUCAAUGAAAGAACCUGAAAUGGUGAGCAUCUCAUCGUGCAGCAAUACCAAAUUUAAUGAUCAGCAAUAUGCAGCUACCUGUAUGAGUAAACUUGCUGGACAUGAAGGUUCGAUCUUUCGUAUAGCAUGGUCUUCUGAUGGGUUGAAAUUGAUGUCUGUAUCUGAUGAUCGUAGUGCUCGUUUAUGGACAGUUGAUCCUGAUGGGAUAUAUUCUGAUGAUCAUAUAGUUGUUUCUGGCUCCGAUUCAUCUAGUGUGAUACUAUUUGGCCACAAUGCUAGGAUUUGGGACUGUUUCUUUGCUGAUUCUUUAAUUGUCACUGUUGGAGAGGAUUGUACCUGCCGUUUGUGGAGUUUGGACGGGAAGGAGCUCAUGAUGAUCAAGGAACAUGUAGGUAGAGGCAUAUGGCGAUGUGCGUAUGAUCCAACCUCUUCACUUUUGAUCACUGCUGGGUUUGAUUCUGCAGUGAAAGUCCAUCUGCUGAAUGCUUCUUAUCCCCAUGGUUCGAACGUCAGGAAUGGAGCAUCAGAGGACUUCAACAGUAGGAAAGAGAUUUUUACCAUCUCUGCUCCAAGUUUUUCAGAUCAAUAUGGCCUCACAGAUAGCAAAAGUGAAUACGUACGUUGUUUGCAUUUCCCUCGAGAAGAUACACUCUAUGUUGCAACCAAUCAUGGGUAUCUACACCAUGUUCAACUUACCGACCCUGGGAAUGUGAGAUGGACUAACCUUCUCCGAGUUAGCGUAGAAGGCCCAAUUGUAUGUAUGGAUAUACUGCCUGAAAAGGCAAACGAUCUCUCUAUGAAAAUUCAAGAUUGGAUUGCUGUUGGAGAUGGGAAGGGAAAUGUGACAAUUAUUAGCGUUCAUGCCGGUGUUGGUACUCCUAAAGUGGCCCUCCUUUUCACUUGGUCAGCGGGACUGGAGAGACAACUCUUAGGAACUUAUUGGUGCCAAUCACUGGGACACAGAUACGUAUUCACUGCUGAUCCGAGAGGGAUAUUAAAGUUAUGGAGAAUAGUUGAUCCUUCAUUAUCUAACGACGGUGAGAUCAUUCAGAACAAAAAGGCAUCUCUACUCGCAGAAUUCAAGUCAAGUUUUGGUACACGAAUAUUGUGUUUGGAUGCAAAGCCUGAUGAAGAGGUAUUGGUAUGUGGGGAUCAACGUGGAAAUCUUCUUGUGUUCCCUUUCUCAAAGAGUUUGCUACUUGAUACUUCUAUUGCUUCAGAAGUGAAUAUCUCUCCACUAAAUCAUUUCAAGGGGGCUCAUGGUAUAUCUAGUGUUGCCAGCAUGGUGAUUGCUAAAUCUAGUUUUAACCAAGUGCAAAUACGCUCGAAUGGAGCAGAUGGGUGCAUCUGCCAUUUUAAAUAUGACAGGGACUGGAAGACUUUAGAAUUUACAGGGAUGAAGCAAGUAAAAGAAUUAAGUUUAAUUCAAUCUGUCUCUGCUGAUCCCAACUCCGACGAGGACCUUUCUGGUGGUAAUUACGCAAUAGGUUUUGCCUCAGCAGAUUUUAUAGUAUGGAACUUGGUAAACGAGACAAAGGUGACUCAAAUUCCGUGUGGUGGAUGGCGCCGUCCUCAUUCGUAUUAUCUUGGUGAUGUACCAGAAAUUCACAACUGCUUUGCCUAUGUCAAAGAUCAAACAAUUCAUAUUCAUAGACUUUGGUUACCUACCAGCAAGCUAUUUCCUAGCAUUCUGCAUAUGCAGUAUCAUGGGAGAGAGAUACAUUCCUUGUGUUUUGUCUCUCAUGUAUCAGAAACAUACACAAAUGGAAGCAGCAAUCACUCAAAUAGAUUGAGCUGCAUUGCUACAGGUUGUGAAGAUGGAACAGUCAGACUGACAAGGUACACUCCUGAUUCUGAAUGUCUGUUUCCAUCGAAGUUGUUAGGAGAACAUGUAGGGAGUUCGGCAGUGAGGUCUAUUAGUUUUGUGUCAAAGAUAUACUCUGCAGCAGUAGAUCAGACCCACAUGACUCAGGAGUGCAGAUCCAGUGUAGAUGACAGGGAUAAUCAGUUGUUGCUCAUAUCAGUUGGUGCAAAGCGGGUCUUAACUUCUUGGCUUCUUCAGAAUGGAUCUGCAGACAAGGAAAAAACACUUGUCAAUGACCUGCUAGUGAAAGCUGAAAAUAGAUCUAAACCUCAGUCAAAAACAUUCUCUUCGAUGUCGUUCCAGUGGCUGUCAACCGACAUGCCAUCAAGGUUUUCCAGUACACACAAAGGAGGUAAAGGCCCUCAGGGAUCUGUUGAAGUUGGGGAAAAUGCGUCUAAUAAUGGAUCUGGUGCCCCAUCUGGGUCUCUUUUUUCUGAAAAUUGUGAGUUGGAGGUUAGAUCUGACAUCUUGGAUAAAAAUGAAAAUGACUGGAGAUACAUGGCUGUUACUGCAUUUCUUGUUAAAGGUGCAGAUUGCAGGUUGACAGUUUGUUUCAUUGUGGUUGCUUGUUCUGAUACCGCACUUACUUUAAGGGCUCUUCUUUUGCCUUAUCGCCUCUGGUUUGAUGUUGCAGUGUUGGUUCCGCAAACAUCACCUGUCCUGGCUUUGCAGCAUGUUGUAGUUCCUAUCCAUACCUCUUCUAAACAUACACUCCCAAUGAGAAAUGCAUAUAUCGUAGUCAGUGGAUCGACCGAUGGAAAUGUUACCUUCUGGGAUCUGACUGGAAGUGUAGAAGGUUUUAUGCAGCGUGUCUCAAAACUUCAACCUGAAAAGUUUAUCGACUCUCAAAAACGACCCCGAACAGGAAGAGGAAGUCAAGGGGGGCGAUGGUGGAGGUCAUUAGGAAAUGAAUCGUCUAAAACAAUUCCGAAGUGUACAAUGGACACAGUAAACGCCACCUCAGAGGCGACUAAUGGCCAUAGUACGGGCACCAAUGAGGCAAGUGCAGCCUCAUCAGAGCUUGGAAGUGAUCCCGUAAACAGUGCACCAGUAUCUCUUCAAUCCGUGGAUGCUACUACCCUCACUAGUAUAGCACACACGGAUAAUUCACUCUCCAACAUCUAUGAAGUUCCACCCUUUCAUGUUCUGAAGAAGGUCCAUCAAUCUGGUGUCAAUUGUCUUCACCUUUCGCAUAUCAAUGAUUCCCAGAAUUCUGAAUGUGCAUCUGCUUAUUGUGUCUUGAGUGGGGGAGAUGAUCAAGCACUCCAUUGUCUUACCUUUACACUGGCAAUGCCACAUACAGACUGUGCUUCAGAAAGUAACAAAUACUCCGGCAGCACAAACAAUGUUAUGGACCGGGGAUAUAGAAUUAAAAUCCUGUCUCGUGACAGUAUUGCUUCUUCUCAUACCUCUGCCGUGAAAGGUGUUUGGACAGAUGGUACUUGGUCAUUCACCACUGGUCUUGAUCAGCGAGUCAGGUGCUGGCAUUGCAAUGGUCAGGGGAAACUUACUGAGCAUGGACAUGUGGUCCUUAGUGUCCCAGAACCAGAAACUCUUGAUGCAGUAGCUUCUGGCAGAAAUGAAUAUCAGAUUGCAGUAGCUGGAAGGGGGAUGCAGAUGGUUAAGUUCUCUGCAUCUUGUUAAAAUGGAGUGUCGAGGGUGACCUGUAUUCUGAUGGGUUUCAAUGCUUCUAAGUUUUAAGUAAGAGUUUGAAGCAACACUAUUAUUCCUAACAGCAAUGACUAGGCUUCAUGUAACAGCAAUGACUAGGCUUCAUGUAAGGUAGGCAUGCUUCCAUGGCAUACCGAAAACAUAUGUAGCAAUUUUUUAACACAACUUAAUUUGAGUGCUUUGUCGGGUUGAAGAAGCACACUAUGGUUGAAGUUCUGUAACCUUGUGUCUAUGCAGAUGUUGUACAAACUUCCUGACUCUCAGCUUAACAAUUAUGCUAGGUCAGAUCGAAUUAGUGUUUCACCUGA
Messenger RNA from Papaver somniferum (opium poppy), 4566 nucleotides. RefSeq lists its product as uncharacterized. The coding region runs from base 35 to 4231 and encodes 1398 amino acids. The record is from RefSeq and is a predicted model, not a curated record. Gene Ontology annotation, cellular component: cytoplasm. NCBI's taxonomy places the organism in Eukaryota, Viridiplantae, Streptophyta, Magnoliopsida, Ranunculales, Papaveraceae. Gene Ontology annotation, biological process: tRNA methylation. The transcript has 20 exons. Gene Ontology annotation, molecular function: protein binding.